CGCUGCUGCAUACAAGAACAACUUAAUGCUGAACUUUCAUCUGUCACGACAACAAAGUAUAACUUUCCUCCAUGGAGAGAACAAAUCUGCUGUAACUUGCUGUGAGGAUAAACCAAUGGAAACAACAAAUAACAACAACGAGGACUCGAAAUUAACUCCAGACCCAGGAGGACUGAAGCGUGAUCAGUCACCAGCAGAGAAAGUGUUUGGUCGGCAGCUGAGUGAACCAGUGCGCUUUGCGUACGCUGGGUUAUGUGGAGUGUCUUUGGGCCAGCUGUUUCAAGGACCUGAGCAAAAACGUUUUCGUGAGACGUAUCUGGAGGGUCUUGUUCAGUGGCUGGAUCUUGAUGAGUCGGUCAUGCCGGUUAUGCAAGCGUUCCUGGCAGGGCUCGGGUUCGAAGGCACUGACACCUUCCUGUCCAUCUUGCAUGCGGAGCCGCUGCUCAGAGCCGGAGCUUUACCCAUCACUCAGGUACUCUUGUUUUCCGUGUAAUGACCGUGUUUUGAUUCUUCUCAUGUAGGACAUUAUGAUGCCAGGGCUCGAGUUCUGAUCCGACAUGUCAGCUGUCUGCUGCGUGUGACCCAACAGCAGCUGGAGGAUUUUGAAGAGACUCUCGGAGAGAUAUUGAGAGAAGCAGGAGAGGAGAGCGAAGAAGAGUCAUCAAGAAGACAGAAGAAAGAGAGAGGUCGUAAAUUGCGCCGGUACCUGCUCAUCGGACUUGCCACUGUAGGUGGAGGGACGGUAAUUGGUGUUACAGGAGGGCUGGCGGCUCCUCUGGUGGCUGCCGGGGCAGGAGCGGUGCUAGGAGCGGGUGGAGCCGCUGUGCUGGGAUCAGCCACGGGCAUCGCCAUUAUGGCCUCCUUGUUUGGAGCUGCAGGGGCCGGGUUAACAGGCUAUAAAAUGAACAAGCGUGUCGGCGCUAUCGAGGAGUUUGAGUUUCUUCCGAUGAGUUCUGGAAAGCAUCUUCAUCUCACUGUAGCCGUGACAGGCUGGCUGUGCAGUGGCAAAUACAGUUCGUUUCAGGCUCCCUGGUCCAGUCUAGGAGCGUGUGGCGAGCAGUACUGUCUGAAAUGGGAGUCGCGUUAUUUAUUGGACCUGGGCUCUAUUCUGGAUUCAUUAUGGGAUGGGCUUGUUAGUGUCGUGGCUCAGGAGGCCCUCAAAUACACAGUGCUCUCAGGCAUAGUAGCGGCUCUGACAUGGCCUGCGUCUCUGCUGGCUGUGGCCAGUGUGAUAGACAACCCCUGGGGAGUGUGCCUGAGUCGAUCAGCAGAGGUGGGAAAACACCUCGCCCAGGUGCUCCGGAGCCGACAGCAGGGAAAGCGGCCUGUCAGUCUAAUUGGAUUUAGCCUUGGAGCUCGUGUCAUCUACUUUUGCCUAGAAGAGCUCGCUAAUGAUCAAGGUAGUGAAGGUGUGGUGGAGGAUGUGGUGCUGCUGGGGGCCCCUGUGGACGGAUCUGAGAAAGCAUGGCAGCGGCUGUCCAGGGUUGUGGCUGGGAAGAUUGUUAAUGGAUAUUGCAGAGGGGAUUGGCUUCUUGGAUUCCUGUAUAGAAGUUCAUCGGUCCAGCUGUCUGUUGCUGGGCUCCAGCCAAUCAAUUCGCAAGAUCGCAAAAUAAUCAAUGUGGAUCUGUCAUCAGUGGUAAAAGGACACCUGGACUAUAUGCGUCAGAUGGACACCAUCCUAGUAGCAGUAGGGGUUCCUACCAGGGAAGAAGCUGGAGCCAUGAGUGGCAAACAACAGCUGGUACAUUUAUCUCAGGAAAAAGCAGGCACUCCAGAAUCAGCUGGUCAGAGCAGAGUCAAAGGGGAACCAUCCAUGGACAUUUCAAACAAUGAUACCUCAGACACCACAGAGGCAAAUGUAGAUAAAUACAAGACGCAGACUGUAGACAGGGAACGGUGCGAGAGGAAGGACUCUGAGAAUGGCUGGGAUAUCCCUGAUAUAUCUGAUUUACUGGACUCCAUCAGUGAAUGUGAUGGCGUCCCUGAUCCCUGUCAAGGGAACGCACAUUCGCUAUGCGCUCUCGGAGUCGAGGAUCAUGUUGAACCAUCUCAAGAUCAAGGCAAAAUAGACAGAGACGAUGAAAGUGAGACAGACUGUGAGCACACGUCCUGGGACUGGCACGACACAAACUGGACGACUGAAUGCACAAACACAACCUACCAGUCGCACACUGAAGCACAGGAGCAGUUAGUCAAUGGCAAACCUGCUGGUUCUGAGCCAAGAGCCUUGACAUUUCCUUGAUUCACAACUCAUAAAAUGU
This is a messenger RNA of Sinocyclocheilus rhinocerous, 2261 nucleotides long. RefSeq names its product transmembrane and coiled-coil domain-containing protein 4-like. NCBI's taxonomy places the organism in Eukaryota, Metazoa, Chordata, Actinopteri, Cypriniformes, Cyprinidae. The record is from RefSeq and is a predicted model, not a curated record. The transcript has 13 exons.